Lingula anatina is the source of this 2997-nucleotide messenger RNA. RefSeq names its product centrosomal protein 43. The record is from RefSeq and is a predicted model, not a curated record. Gene Ontology annotation, biological process: microtubule anchoring. NCBI's taxonomy places the organism in Eukaryota, Metazoa, Brachiopoda, Lingulata, Lingulida, Lingulidae. Gene Ontology annotation, cellular component: centrosome. Gene Ontology annotation, molecular function: calcium ion binding.
UUUCAAAAUGUCUGCAGACGAAGACACUGAACUCCGUGAUUUAGUGGCCCAGACUCUUGAAGCCAAUGGAACAUUGGGAAAAAUAAGGGCACAACUAAGGGCCAGUGUCUUUGUUGCUCUUGAAGAACAAGACACUGUUCAGAACAAAACUCCCUUUAUUAAUCAGGAUUUAAAGAAGUUCCUGAACAGCAAAGAAGGUCGUUUGGCAACCAGUCUUGUUAGGGAGUUCUUGGAGUUUUUUGGUCUUGAUUUUUCAAUUGCAGUGUUUGACCCAGAGACUGGAUUUGCAGAAAAAUAUGAGGGGCGUGAUAAUAUAGCCAAAGAGUUGAAUAUACUGGAAUCAGACAGCUCCCUACGAACACCUUUGUUGUCAGAAGUACUUAAGAGACAAGGAGAAGAAAAACAAGGAAGACCAAAGUCAAGUCAUGAGAACUUUCAGGAUGACUCUCAAGACUACAUAAAGGUCCCAAAGGAUUUGUCCAAAAAGCAAAUAGAGGAAGCUCGCAAAAAAUUUGACAAGUAUGACCUUGAUGGAAGUGGCACAAUAGACAAAGAUGAAUUAAGAAAUCUAUUUGCUGAUGUGUUCCCACACUUUCACAGGAAUAUGCUGGAGAGAUAUGUGAAUGAUGAAUUCCAAGCAGUAGACAGAGACUUCAGCAAUGCUAUAGACUUUGAUGAGUUCUUAAGCAUGUACAAGCGUCUGUUUGUAUUAUGCAAGAGUGUGGUCUCCCAUGAUAUUUCUGACUUUGUGCCAACUUCACCGAGGCGGACUGUAGAUACCACAGUGGGUAGUAAAAUACCACAGCCUGCUAAAAAGGGUAAUAAUUUAGUUAAUGGGAGCAAUCAGCCUUCAAACAAAACUGGGUCACAGCAGCAACAAGAACAGAAAAAGGAACAUAAACUCAGCACCAGUUCAUUGGGCAGCGAUCAUGAUGAUGAUGCCUUUUUUGAUGAUCCAUUGCCAAAGUCUGACAAAUCUUAUGGAAGAAAAACAAAAAAGGUCUCACCCCUGGGCUCCGGGAAACCCUCCCAGAUCCCCAUAUUAUCCCCUGACAGGAGUAAUGCCAGCAAAGAAAAAUCCAGUAAAGAUAACAGUGCCUCCAGCAGCAGUAUUUCACAACAACUAAAUAGCAGCAGUAAAAUGAACAAGUCUGGGGUCCAGCAGACCAAUGGAGGCAGUGGGAUGAGCUCCCUACAAGGCAUGCCACCCCUAGGAGGAAGUAUGCUAGGUUCCCUGAAAGAUGUGCCACCUUUACCUGGUGUAACAAAGGAAAAACCAGAUUUAAAUGCAACAGCAGAUCUUGAAAAAGACCUUAGAGCAAUAGAUAAAAGGAUUGCUGACCUUGGAUUUGAAUUGCCAGAUGAUGACGAUUAUGAAGAUGAUUUUCAAAGUGAGAGAAGUGAUGGAAAAAGUAAUUCUCAGAGCGCCAGGAGUAACAGGUCUGAUAAGCAGGACAGAUCUGAGAAGAGUCAGAGUAUAGCAGAAGAAAUAGAUGAGGAGAUUGAUGAAGAGGACUUUUCAGGGGCAGAUGAUAUUUUAAAAAGCAGUGGGAUGGAUGACUUGACAACUGACAGAACAAUUUCCCAGCAAGACAUGCAUGGAGACCUGGAUUAUAUGGAGGAUGUGCUAACACCAUAACUGUCUUGCAUUAUUCCAUGUGUACCUCCUGAUAGCACCAUGGUUAGCACAUGUUUGUCAUGCUUUGUUUGUACUAAAUGGUUAGCCAUGUGUAAGAUAUUUGACAGUGGUCUUGCCAAAGAGAACUGGAGGGACAUUAUUUGCAUGAAGAAAAAUGCAAAGAAGUUUCCCUGGCAUCGUCGGGAAUUUUUCAGCUCUAAACAAUUUCGUUGUUGGGAUCCAAGCUCAGAAAUACCAUUUGUAAGAAUGUCCUUUUAUGAGCAUUUAUGAUUAAGUUGGCUAAGCCCUGUGAAAGAUAUCACAUUUUUCUUCUUUUUGACUUGGAUUUCAAUUUUAAUGCUUGAAAAGGAUAGAACAUGCCAUGAGACAUACAUACAGGUUACGUAAUAUAUAUAUAUAUAUAUAUAUAAUUCAUCAUAAAAAUUUAUCAAUACCUGUAGGUGUGGAACUCAAGUCGAUUUUAGAAUUUUAUUUUAAGAUUAUUCAAAUUGAUACUCAUUGCUUUAAUGAAGGUAUUAAAGUGAAAUGUUUUGUUUUUUUUUUUUUUUUUGUACAGUGUGAGUCGUUUAUAUAGACAUAAUAAAUAUCGGCUCUCUGCUGACUUAUCCUUUUAGAUUGCAGCAUUCCAAUCAUCAUGUUAUCAUUUGUAAAAAAAUACUCAUUGAUCAUUGUGAAAUCAGGACCCUUAGUUUGCCAAACAGGACUAUUCCUACUGAAGGUAUUGGAGGUGUAAUUACAGUGACUGGAAGUCUGAUAUUAUUCUCACAGCAAAUAUUGUAUAUAUUUGUAAGGAAAUUAAUUAAAUACAUAUAAAACUGGUGUUAUUUCUAAUUAUGAAAUAUACUUUUGCAGUGAUGAAUAUGAAAAAAUUGUUUUUCUUUAAAGGAAUGACUUUUUACAGUUGACACAUUGUAUUAUCAAAUUAUUUCAGAGGUUUGCGUCUUUAAUUUUCACCCAGUUUUAUAAAGUGUUUACACCUUUUGUAUGACGCUAAAUUUUGCCCUGGCUUUCAUAUUGUAGAAAGUAUGCUGAAGUUUUGAAAUACAAAUGUUUGUGCAGUUGUGAUGUCAGUUCUCAUUGUGAUUCCGCUGGAGUUUGUUGAAAAAAGUUUUUACAUCAGGAAAUAGAAGAUAUAAACAACUUUUUGCUUUAUCUUUCAUGACUGUUGUAAACUGUUUUGUGGAUAUCGUUCGUUAAUAAUGUUUAUCGGAUAAUACUUUUUCUCAGAUAAUCCGUUAAAAUUUUAAAUCUUUGUCAGAGAAUUUCUUGACGUUUUGAUAUCUGAAGGUUGACUCCGCAAUAUUAUUUGCUACCUCCAAUAAUUAUAUUUGGAAAUCAAACCAAUAUUUUUCUUAUAU